CCGCCCAUCGAGCUGUGUUCCGCAAGCACCAAGCAGGCCACAGAUUCAGUUGGAUGCUUCUCGUCUCUUGUUUGGUUUCACUUUCUUCCCUAAAAAAAAGAUUUACCUGCAGGAGUUGAACUUUGCCCAUCGCAAGUAUUCUAUUCUUCCUUUCCCGCCAACAAACAACGUAAAAUGUCUGGCUCUUCUUCUAACCAGUACUCUUCCUUUCUCAAGCUGUGCUGCGAAACCCGGAAUCAGACCCAGGUCAAGAAGCUGCAUUGCCAUAUCCUAAAGACCCUAUCGAACCCAGAGCCUUUCCUCUCCAACAACCUGAUUAACGCGUAUGGCAACCUGCGAAAUCCAUUGUACGCCCGCAACGUGUUCGACAAAAUGGCCCAACCAAAUCCUUUCUCUUGGAACACCCUUCUUUCUGCUUACUCCAAGUCUGGGGACCUCUCGACAAUGCAAGACAUCUUCAAUCUCAUGCCGAGCAGAGAUGGGGUGUCCUGGAAUUCGCUUAUUUCCGGGUAUGCGGUUCAUGGGUCGGUUACUGAAGCUGUCGGGACUUAUAGCAUGAUGCUUAGGGAUGGAUCUGUUAAUUUGAAUCGAAUUACAUUUUCCACCUUGCUCAUGUUGUCGUCAAGUAAAGGGCAAGUCAACUUGGGCAGGGCGAUUCAUGGGCACAUACAAAAAUUUGGGUUCAAGGCUUGUGUGUUCGUUGGAAGUUCUUUGGUCGAUAUGUAUUCCAAAAUAGGGUCGGUUCAUGAGGCCGUGAAAGCAUUCAAUGAAAUUCCCCAAAGGAAUGUUGUAAUGUAUAAUACACUGAUCACGGGACUUUUACGUCAUGGAGUGGUGGAGGACGCUAAGUGUCUCUUUCACAACAUGAAGGAAAGAGAUUCAAUUUCCUGGACGACGAUGAUAACUGGUUUUGUACAGAAUGGAUUAGAUAGAGAUGCCCUUAAUUUAUUUCAGGAGAUGAGAUUAGCCGGGAUGGUGAUUGAUCAGUAUACUUUCGGGAGUGUGCUGACUGCAUGUGGGGGACUGAAGCUCCUUGAAGAGGGCAAGCAAGUUCAUGCUUUUAUCAUCAGGAAGGACUAUAAAGAUAAUGUCUUUGUGGGUAGUGCUCUCCUGGACAUGUAUUGCAAAUGUAGAAAUGUACAAUAUGCUGAAGCAGUUUUUAGGAGAAUGCGGCACAGGAAUGUUGUUUCAUGGACAGCAAUGCUUGUGGGCUAUGGCCAGAAUGGAUUCAGUGAGGAAGCUAUUAAGAUUUUCUCCGACAUGCAGAAAAAUGGGAUUGAGCCUGAUGAUUUUACUCUGGGUAGUGUCAUCAGUUCAUGUGCAAACUUGGCGAGCUUAGAAGAAGGAGCUCAAUUCCAUGCGCAAGCCCUAAUGUCAGGCUUGAUUUCUUUUAUUACUGUCUCCAAUGCACUCAUUACUCUGUAUGGUAAAUGCGGAAGUGUUGAGUACUGCAACCAGUUGUUUGAUGAGAUGGUAUUCAGGGAUGAAGUUUCUUGGACUGCAUUGAUUUCAGGAUAUGCACAAUUUGGCAAUGCUGAUAAGACUAUCACAUUAUUUGAGAAGAUGUUGGCACAAGGCCUAAGACCCGAUUCAGUUACAUUCAUUGGGGUUCUUUCAGCUUGUAGUAGAGCAGGACUAGUGGAAAGAGGGUACCGGUAUUUUGAAUCAAUGUCUAGAGACCAUGGCAUACUUCCUAUUCAUGAUCACUAUACUUGCAUGAUUGACCUCUUAAGUCGAGCUGGAAGAAUAAAAGAAGCACAAGACUUUAUUCAUAAGAUGCCUUUCCCGCCAGAUGCAGUUGGUUGGGCUACUUUGUUGAGCUCUUGCAGAGUUCACUCCAACCUAGAGGUAGGGAAAUGGGCAGCUGAGUCGCUUCUAGACCUAGAGCCAACAAAUCCUGCAGGGUAUAUCUUGCUCUCAAGUAUCUAUGCUGCUAAAGGAAAAUGGAAUACUGUAGCUCAGUUAAGGAGAGGAAUGCGAGAAAAGGGUUUAAGAAAGGAUCCUGGAUGCAGUUGGAUAAAGUUUAAGAACAAGCUUUACAUUUUCUCAGCAGACGACUUCUCCAGUCCAUUUUAUGAUCAGAUAUAUGCUGAGUUGGAAAAAUUAAACGAGAAAAUGAUACAAAUGGGGUAUGUGCCAGAUGCCAGUUCAGUUCUACAUGAUGUUGAGGAACUGGAGAAAAUAAAGAUGCUUGGCCACCAUAGUGAGAGGCUGGCGAUUGCCUUCGGAUUGAUAUUCAUUCCUCGUCAUUGUCCUAUAAGAGUAGUUAAAAAUUUGAGGGUGUGCAGGGAUUGUCAUAAUGCUACUAAAUACAUCUCAAAGAUAACUCAGAGGGAGAUCCUUGUUAGAGAUGCGGUCAGGUUCCAUUUGUUUAAGGAUGGGGCAUGCUCUUGUGGAGAUUUUUGGUAAAAGGUUAUUUCAUCAUCCAAAAUUGUGACUAUAGGUGACUUCUGAACUGGUGACUUCAUGGAUUGAAUUACCAUUGUGAAAAGAAUUAUCUUACUCCAAAAACAUCAUCAUAGAACUUCACGAACAAGAUUGUCAUGGAGCAGUCGGCAGUCCAUUCAGCUGCAGAUGGGGUACACCCUAGCUCCUAAUACCUCCCAGAUGUUGUCUUUCCGAACUCUUUUGUCCUUCCUCUGUUAUAGAGGAUGCUGUAUUUAACUUUCUGGCCAAUGCUUAGAGGCAUGGAUGGGUACAGGACUCUUACAUUUGCACUGAAUGAAAUACAUAAGCCUGUGUCAGGACUAGAUGAUAGUCUUGUCAAGUCAUCUGUAUAAACCAUUCUGUUCCACAUCCAAAUUUUCAUGUGAUCAAUUUGCAAACCUGCAGCAUUGAGGUUUUUAUUUCCAUUUCUCUCUUGAACAUCUCUGCUAAGAUGCAUCUGGCAUGUAGGAAAAGCCUUUUUUGCAAAGUCUUAAAAUUUUGGCUGCCAGGAAUUGUUGACAAAUGAACCUUUUUUAGUUAUACUAGUCAGAGAAAAUAGUUGUAUUAUCCCAGUCCUAGUUUUAUUGGCGUUUUUGUAGGAAACUGAUCCUCAAAUUUCUGGUUGAUUGUCUGAAAACGGUUCUUCCUUAGUCAAAACUAAUCAAAACAACAGUGCUAACUGAAUACAAUAAACCCUCAAACGUUAGAAGUAUUGCUAUCGUUCAACCCCAUGCAACAGUAAUAUAUGGUGACCUCUGAUCAAUAUGUAAUAAUUGAUCACCUCAAGCAUACUCCUGUGAAGAUUUGAUUGACUCUCCUUGCUCUUGCUGCUGGUUCUGCAUCAGGUUGGAGAAGACCAGGUGAAAGUGGAAUGCACAUCGAGUAACUAUAUGCUUUAUGGGAACGAAAAGAAAACAAGAUUACCUGUAAGUCUCUACAGAUCUCAAUUACUUCUGUCACAGGAGCCCAGUCACCGAAGUUCCUCUCAACAAACUGGUAAGCAAUGCCAGACCACUUUCUUCCUACUAAGUACUAUGAAAAGUCCACCUUUGAUCUCACCUUCGCCAGUGAAGUUUUGGUGCAGUCCCAGGGAUUUUGCUCGUUUGUAAUUAGCUAUUGCUCAAGGGUUGAAGAGAAAUCCUGAUAUGAACUUGUCCUUGAGCAGGUUUCCACCACCAAGAGCCUUGAAGAAGUCCAUACCUCGAUCAAAAAGUACAACACCCCCCCAAUACCGUCGCCAGAAGUCUUGUACCUUCACAAUAUCUAUUUUGUAUCAGAGAAAGAACGGUUGAUAACUAAGAAGUUCAUAUUCAGUAAGCACCUCUGACUCUAUGUGCUCGUGAAGAACUGCAUAUAGUUGAACUCCCAAUGCGUCAAAUAAGGGUUUCCUAGCAUAAAGCUGAUGAGCUUCAGCUCUGCACAUGAUGCACCUGUUCUCAACAGAAAUUGCACAGGGUAAUAAUGUGAAUACUACAGC
Linum trigynum is the source of this 3904-nucleotide messenger RNA. Lineage: Eukaryota; Viridiplantae; Streptophyta; Magnoliopsida; Malpighiales; Linaceae. The record is from the annotation of a GenBank genome assembly.